Messenger RNA from Drosophila kikkawai, 1957 nucleotides. Its product is annotated as skin secretory protein xP2. Gene Ontology annotation, molecular function: transcription coactivator activity. Gene Ontology annotation, biological process: positive regulation of transcription by RNA polymerase II. NCBI's taxonomy places the organism in Eukaryota, Metazoa, Arthropoda, Insecta, Diptera, Drosophilidae. Gene Ontology annotation, cellular component: RNA polymerase II transcription regulator complex. The record is from RefSeq and is a predicted model, not a curated record.
UACGUUCGCCCGGUGCACCGCUCUGCCUCCAGUUUAGCUCGUGACCCCCGUGAAGAUGAAACCCUUUGCUUUUGUUGUUCUGGCUGUGUGCCUGGCCCUGGCCCAAGGUCGUCCCGGUGGCCAGUAUUUGCCGCCUUUGCCGGUGAAGGAGGUAUCGCAGGCACCCAGUUUCAAGCAGUUGCUGCAGCCUCAGUUGCCGCAGGUGCUUCAUCAGCUGCAGCCGCAUAUCCAGGCCCAGGUGGAGUCUAUCCAGGCUUCGAUUCCGCUGGCCAGCUUCACUAUACAUUCCGGUGGACAACAGCAGCAGCAGCAGCAGUACCAAGCUGCCCCUGCCCCAGCACCCGUGGUGAUCUCAGCCCCGGCACCAGCACCUGUGGUUAUCCCAGCUCCUGCUCCUGCUCCUGUUCCCGUUCCUGCCCCAGCUCCCGUUCCCGCACCCGUGGAGAUCCCUCAGUCAGCUCCUCAGGUGAUCUAUGAGCCACCGAAGCCCAUUGUGGCCACCCAGACGGCUGUGAGGAAUGCCUAUCUGCCACCCACUCCUGUCCAACAGUUUGUGCCUGCUCCUGAGCCUGUGGUGGAGACUAUUGCCCCGCAGCAGGAGACACAGACUGUGACCACCACCUACACUGCUCCUGCUCCUGCUCCCGCUCCUGUUCAUAUUCCCGCCCCUGUUCCAGUUGCAGUCCCUGUGCCCGUGGUCCAUGAACAGCAUCAGGUGGUGCAGCAGACUUACUCCGCUCCAGCUCCUGUCCAGAUUCAGCAGACUUAUGCUCCUGCUCCUGCCCCUGUCCAAGUCCAGGAACAGCAGACUUACACUGCUCCUGCUCCUGUCCAGGUUCAGCAGACAUACUCCGCUCCUGCUCCCGCUCCCGCUCCCGCUCCCGCUCCCGCUCCUGCUCCUGCUCCUGUCCAAGUCCAACAAACCUACACCGCUCCCGCACCUGUUCAGGUCCAGGAACAGCAGACCUACUCCGCUCCUGCCCCGGUGGUUCAACAGACCUACUCUGCCCCUGCUCCUGUCCAGAUCCAACAGACGUACUCCUACCCAGCUCCUGCUCCUGUCGUCCAGCAAGCUCCGGCUCCAGUGGUUCAGGAAGUGAUCCAGCAGGCACCAGUGGUUCAGCAGACUUAUUCGGCACCCGCUCCGGUGGUGCAGGAAGUCGUCCAGCAGGCACCCGUUGUCCAGGAAGUGGUUCAUCAAGCUCCCGUAGUCCAGCAGACUUACUCCGCACCCGCUCCUGUGGUUCAUCAGGCGCCAGUGGUGCAGGAAGUCGUUCAACAGCAGGCCCCAGUGGUCCAGGAAGUGGUUCAUCAAGCUCCUGUGGCCCAGGAAGUGAUCCAUCAAGCUCCAGUUGUCCAGCAGACCUACACCGCUCCUGCCCCGGUGGUUCAACAGACCUAUUCUGCCCCUGCUCCUGUCCAGAUUCAGCAGACCUAUUCCGCUCCAGCUCCAGUGGCUCAGCCGAUCUCGAUCCCAGAGCCUGUUCAGCAGACUGUCCAGCAGGCGCAGUAUAGUGGCUACGCCUACCAAGCUCCGGCUCCGGUUCCGGCUCCUGUUCCAGCUCCUCAGCCAGCUCCAGUUCAGGCACCAGUUCCUGCCCCGGCUCCCAUUAUCACAUCUGCUCCUGCCCCUGUGCCCGUUUCCAUUCCCGCCCCGGCACCUAUUCAGCUGCAGCAGUCCUUUGUGCCCGCUCCACCAGCUCCCGUCCAAGUCCAGGAAGUCCACCAGGUGCAACAGACCCAGCAGCAGGUCCACCAGGUCCAGCCCCAACCCAUUGUCCAGUACUCUCAGCCAGCGGUGCAGCAACAGGUGACCUACGCCCAGCCCGCUCCCAUUGUCCACCAGACUGAGGUGGUUGCUGCUCCCGCUCCCGUUGCCGCUCCCGUUUCCAUUCCCGCUCCCGCUCCCGUUGAGGUGGGAACCAGCUAUGCCGCCAACGGCGGAUACCUGUACUAG